UGUCCAUGUGACCACCAGAACACACAGCGCUUAGUGGUAUUUAAACAUCACUGUCGACAGACACGGUGCUGAAGUAGCGAACUCCCAUACUGAAAGAAAAAAUACAACAAUACUCCGACCAAUCAAUUAACAUUUUGAUUUGUCUCAUCCAAUUGGAUGCAUUUGCGUCUAAAUAUAUAUAUAACACGCGGAGCUGCUUCAUUCCUGGACAUUAACCGUUUUUAUUCCUCCAUAUGAUCAUCACCACCAGAUCCAGAUUGAUAUCUAAGAGGAUGCGACAAAAUGAAUGGGUUUCUGCAUGGUUAUUCAAUGUCAUACGUUUGUGGCGAGCUGUUUGGAAGCGCGCGCACGCUGCUCUGUGUGAAUGCUGUGGAGUAACGCGGAUGAGGAUGUGAAGCACCUGUAGCUGAACCUUUGAUCUGUAUAUGCUGCCAGCCUCUGCAGCAGCGGACUAUUUCAAACAAACAAAAAGGUACUGAUACACGCAUUUCUGCUACAGGCAGGCAGGGCUGCUCUCUCGCUCUCUCUCUCUCUCCCUCUCUCUCUCUCUCUCCCUCUCUCUCUCUUUCUCUCUCUCUGAUGCCGUCAGCCGUCUAAUCUCCAGUGCAAAAGCGCAAAGGUAAAGCCAUUUACGUGUCCAUUAAUAUCUAAGCCUCUCUGUAGGCGCUCUUCUCUGCUUGCAGACGGGAGCAGGGAUAGAGAGGAAUGCGCUGUGACAAGAGCAUUGACUGGAUUUGUAUGGCUGGUGUUCUACGGUGGAAACUAAAAAUAGACAUCCGAUUCAAGCUCACCCAGUGUGCGACGCGCGUUGUUCGUGAUCCUUUAAUUUUUUUUACUCACUGCUUGUUUAACAUUUGAGUUUCUUACUGUAGGGGAGAUUUUAUACCAUAUAUUUUUUUAAACAACCAUGGGCAAAGAGGAGUGUAAAACCAUGCUGGACGCUCUGAACAAAGUGACUGCGUGCUACAGGCACCUGGUCAUAGCACUGGGGAGCACCUCGGACUCCCAGAACCUCCGGGAGGAACUCAAGAAGACCCGUAAGAAAGCACAGGAGCUGGCGGUCGCCAACCGGACCAAACUGACUGCUCUGCUCAAAGACAAGGCCACCAGCAAAGACGACCGGGCCGAGUACGAGCGACUGUGGGUGGUGUUCACCAGUAGCAUGGAGCUGCUGGAAGUGGACAUGAAGCGGAGCCUGGAGAUAGGGCAGGAGUUCCCCCUCAAGGUGCCCACCAGACACCUCAUUCAGACCGGCAUGACAGGCAGCACCACCACGGUGGCGGCCAGGGCCAUGUCCGUGCAGAACAUGAAGUACGACGCGGAUGGCAACAUCGACACGGCCGACCUGAAGGAGCUCCAGGCGGAGAUCGACCAGCUGGGCCAGAUGAUGGAGGAGAUGGAGAUGAAGGUGCAGGUGGCGCCGUGGGCCGUGGAGGCCAAGCAGGAGGCCGGCGCGGAGCUCAAGUCCUCGCUGAGCGUCGGGAACUCCUCCGUGGGCGUCAUCUCCAUCUGCGAGGAGGAGCCCAAGGACGAGAUGGACGACGGGGGAGACGACAACGGGAUGAUCACGUGCGUCGCUGGCUUGAUGUUCGUCGGCAUUGUGGUGAUCGCCGGGGUUCUGGGGUACUUUGUGGUGGGCGGGUAGAUUAGGACACCUUGCAGUGCACGUUUGGACCCA
This is a messenger RNA of Esox lucius (northern pike), 1678 nucleotides long. RefSeq names its product regulator of G-protein signaling 9-binding protein. The coding region runs from base 908 to 1645 and encodes 245 amino acids. Gene Ontology annotation, cellular component: neuron projection; photoreceptor outer segment. The transcript has a single exon. NCBI's taxonomy places the organism in Eukaryota, Metazoa, Chordata, Actinopteri, Esociformes, Esocidae. Gene Ontology annotation, biological process: G protein-coupled receptor signaling pathway; detection of light stimulus involved in visual perception. The record is from RefSeq and is a predicted model, not a curated record.